Cylindrotheca closterium is the source of this 2190-nucleotide messenger RNA. Lineage: Eukaryota; Bacillariophyta; Bacillariophyceae; Bacillariales; Bacillariaceae. The record is from the annotation of a GenBank genome assembly.
AUGCGCUUUUCCUUAGCAACUGUUGCCCUUGUUGCAUUACAGUCGGUUUCGGCAUUUGCUCCUUUGGCCACACAACAAAAUGUGUUGGACAAAACAUUCCUUCGCAUGGCGGAAGAAAAUUUGCAGGGACCUCCAUAUUCUGGGCCCGCAUCAAAACCUAUUCUAGACUCUGUGAAGUUCCCCUCCGAUAUGAAGAAAUUGAGCAUGAGUGAAAUCAAGCAGUUGGCACAUGAACUCAGAUGGGAGGUCCUUGAGUCAGUUUCCAAGACUGGUGGUCACUUGAGUUCUUCGUUGGGUGUGACCGAACUGACCGUUGCACUCCACUACGUUUUCGACAUGCCAGAAGAUGAUAUCAUCUGGGACGUUGCUCAUCAAUGUUAUCCGCAUAAAAUUCUCACCGGACGAAGAGACAGAAUGUCAACUCUUCGCCGACUUGGCGGAAUUUCUGGCUUCUGCAAGCGAAAAGAGAGUGAAUUUGAUUCUUUUGGAGCAGGGCACUCUUCAACUUCGAUCUCUGCGGCACAAGGAAUGAGCAUCGGGAAGUCUUUGCUAAACAAAAGAAAAAACAACUGCGUUGCAGUGAUUGGAGAUGGUGCAAUCACAGGCGGCAUGGCAUAUGAAGCCAUGAAUAGUGCUGGAUAUCUCAACUCAAGAAUGAUUGUCGUUCUGAAUGACAAUGGUCAAGUCAGUCUUCCAACAGGUACACCUAGUGCUGGUGGUGUUGUCCCAGCAUCGCAACUUUCCACCUACACUUCGAACUUGUUGGUAUCAAAACCGUUCCAAGACUUCCGAUCCUUUGCGAAGAGCUUCAACAAGCUCUUGCCAGAAGGUAUACAGGACGUGAACAAGCGAAUUGACGAGUACGCCCGUGGAAUUGUUUCUGGAGGUACAUUGUUUGAGGAACUUGGAUUCUACUACGUUGGACCAGUCGAUGGCCACGAUCUCGACAACCUGGUUCCAAUUCUUGAAAAGUUGCGAGACAGCCCAAACGACAAACCAGUUUUGUUGCAUAUUAAGACAACAAAAGGAUAUGGCUACCCACCAGCAGAGACAGCAAGUGACAGAAUGCAUGGUGUGGGAAAGUUCAACCUCGGCACUGGGGUACAAGUAAAGAGCAAAUCUAUAGCUCCAAGCUUCACUUCUCUUUUUGCAAACUCACUUAUCGAUGCUGCAACUGAAGAUCGCGCAAUCGUUGGAAUCACUGCCGCCAUGCCAGGUGGAACUGGAAUGGAUAUUUUCGGGCGUCGAUUUCCGAAGAGAACUUUCGAUGUUGGUAUCGCAGAGCAGCAUGCUGUUUGCAUGGGAGCUGGAAUGGCAUGCGAAGGCUUGAAACCAUUCGUGUGUAUUUACUCAACAUUCAUGCAGCGUGGGUACGACCAAGUUGUCCACGAUGUUGCAGUUCAGAAUCUUCCGGUUCGGAUGAUCCUUGAUCGAGCUGGUUUUGUUGGGAAUGAUGGGCCAACUCACCACGGCUGUUAUGAUCUUGCUUAUUUGGGUUGCAUUCCAAACUUGACAAUCAUGUCCCCAAGCGACGAGAUCGAAUUGAAAAAUAUGGUGAUGACUUGUGCGGCAUUCGAUGAUGGACCUACUGUAUUGAGGUACCCGCGUGGAACCGGGUACGGAGCUGAGAAACUGCAGUCGCACUUCGGCUACAAGUUGAAGGAUGGAAAAGUACCAGCAAAGGGUGAUGUGAUUGAAAUUGGAAAAGGACGGAUUAUUCGCGGACCAAAUGCGAUGAUUGACAAUUCAUCCACAUCGAGGGGGAAAGAGCGCAAGGACAGAGUUGCUAUUCUCUCACUCGGCACGCGCCUUGACGAAGCCCUUGUAGCUGCUCAAGAAGUAGAAGAUAGUGACGAAAAUCUUAGCGUAACUGUCGCAGAUGCGCGCUUUGUGAAACCAUUGGAUGUUGACUUGGUUCGACAACUAGCUGAUGAUCACGGUGUUCUGAUUACGAUCGAAGAGGGCAGCAUUGGAGGAUUUGGCGACCAUGUAUUGCACUUCCUUGCAUUGGAUGGUCUUAUCGAUUCUGGAAAUCUGAAGUUUCGACCAAUGGUAAUGCCCGAUACAUACUUUGAAGCCGCAACUCAAAACGAACAAUACGAUCAAGCAGGUCUGAAUUCGCAACACAUUAAAGGCACUAUCCUUAGAUUGACGGAAAGAAUGAGGGUACCUGUUCUUGAAGAGGCAUAA